AUGGAACAAACUACGCCAGCUUUGACAUGUAUGAUUUUUCUCUAUGCUCAUCAAUUCUUUUUGAAAGGUAAUUGCGCAAAUUUUUUGGUAAAUAUCGAUAAACAGAACUCUUCGUUAUCAUUACCUGCUCAGCCAACAUGCAAUUCACCGCCGGGUGAUCCAGUUGUUCCGGCCACCGAAACUGCGAAUUCUUCAUCUUGUUUGACCUCAUCACGCCUAGCGCCAUCUACAAACGUCGUAACCGUUCAUGCCAAAAAGAGCGACAGUGAUAAGAAAAACAAAACCACGGAUUCCGGAACAACGGGAGAUUCACUUCCUUCAUGCUUGAGUUCAAUUAGCCAACCUUUCUCAAACCUUAGCAGUCAGUCAUCUAAUGAUGAUCAAGAUGAUAUGAG
Molecule: messenger RNA, 395 nt
Organism: Loa loa (African eye worm)
Lineage: Eukaryota; Metazoa; Nematoda; Chromadorea; Rhabditida; Onchocercidae
Exons: 3
Source: RefSeq, a predicted model, not a curated record